Messenger RNA from Prosopis cineraria, 2731 nucleotides. RefSeq names its product alkaline/neutral invertase A, mitochondrial-like. Gene Ontology annotation, molecular function: endo-alpha-N-acetylgalactosaminidase activity; sucrose alpha-glucosidase activity. The transcript has 6 exons. The record is from RefSeq and is a predicted model, not a curated record. Gene Ontology annotation, biological process: sucrose catabolic process. Bases 379 to 2406 code for a protein of 675 amino acids. Lineage: Eukaryota; Viridiplantae; Streptophyta; Magnoliopsida; Fabales; Fabaceae. Gene Ontology annotation, cellular component: mitochondrion.
AAUUGUCUUCUCUGCUACGAACUUUCCCUUCCUCAGCUUAUAAAUCCGCGUUUCGAGCUUCCUUGCUCCGUUCGAAUCUCAAACACCUUUGCGCUCUCAUUCAAACUGCUCGUCUGAUCACCGUCUCCUCAAACUGUAAGUAAACAAAGUUGCCAUAUAUUUCGCAUCAUAUUAGCUUAGUGAUCAAAUUAGAUUUUGGAUCUUCUGGCUUUAUUAAUUUUAUUUUCCCCAUAUAUUAUUACCCAUUUUUUUGUAUACCCAAUUUUUUUCUUAGCUUUCUGAAGAUCAACGGGGUCGUACAUAAAUUUUUCUUUUCUUUGUUUUUUUUUUUUGGUCAAAGAGAUUUCUUUAUCUGGGUGUGGUUGUUUAGCUGUGCAAAUGACUACUGGUAGCUAUCUUGGGAUCUCUACCAUGAAGCCUUGUUGUAAAAUCUUGAGUAGCUGUAAAAGCUCCUCUCUUUUCCGGUUUUCUCCAACCAAGUUUAAUGAUUCAAUCAUGGACAUCUUGUCCAAAUCAUAUCCCAAACCCGUGCGUCGGCAUAGAUACCAUACCUGUAAUAAUAAUCAAAUUGUAAGAUGUAUUCAUACAAUCAAUCUGAAUCGGAGAGAUUUUAGCACUUCCGGUUCAAAUUGUGGUCACUCUGGAAUUUUUUGUAAUAGUUGUGUCAAUAUAGGCAGUUAUAGGGGCAUUUCAUUGCUACCGAAUGCAGUUUCGGAUUUUAGAAACCAUUCUACAUCGGUUGAUUCUCAUGUUAGUGACACAAGCUUUGAGAAGAUUUAUAUUCAAAGUGGAUUAAACGUGAAGCCCUUGGUGUUUGAAAGAAUUGAAACUGGUCAAAGUAAAUUGGAGGAAGUCCCUGAAGAUAGAACUAAUGAGUCAAAUGUAAAUAUAGAUAAUUUGAAUGGUUUGAAUGAGAGUAAGGUUGAGAGGGAGGUGUUUGAUAUUGAAAAGGAAGCUUGGAAGCUGCUUCGAGGUGCUGUUGUCACAUAUUGUGGGAAUCCAGUUGGGACUGUUGCAGCUAAUGAUCCUACGGACAAACAACCAUUGAAUUAUGAUCAGAUCUUUAUUCGUGAUUUUGUUCCAUCAGCACUUGCCUUUUUGCUCAACGGUGAAGGAGAGAUUGUCAAGAAUUUUCUACUUCACACACUGCAAUUGCAGAGUUGGGAGAAGACUGUCGACUGUUACAGUCCAGGACAAGGGCUGAUGCCAGCAAGCUUCAAAGUUAGAACUGUGUCUCUUGAUGGAAGCAAUGAAGCAUUUGAGGAGGUUUUGGAUCCGGAUUUUGGUGAAUCAGCUAUUGGCCGUGUCGCACCUGUUGAUUCUGGAUUGUGGUGGAUCAUUUUGUUGAGAGCUUAUGGGAAGCUCACUGGCGAUUAUGCGUUGCAAGAAAGAGUGGAUGUCCAGACAGGCAUGAGACUAAUUCUUAAGCAGUGUCUGACUGAUGGAUUUGAUAUGUUUCCUACUUUACUGGUCACCGAUGGUUCCUGCAUGAUUGAUAGACGGAUGGGUAUUCAUGGUCACCCUCUUGAGAUCCAAGCAUUAUUUUAUUCAGCCUUACGCUGCUCACGUGAGAUGCUGAUUGUCAGUGAUGCAACCAAGAGUUUGGUUGCUGCUAUUAAUAAUCGCCUAAGCGCUCUUUCUUUCCACAUGAGAGAAUAUUAUUGGGUUGAUAUAAAGAAGAUUAAUGAAAUAUAUCGUUACAAGACAGAAGAGUAUUCUAACGAUGCUGUUAACAAGUUUAACAUCUAUCCGGAGCAAAUUCCUUCUUGGUUAGUAGACUGGAUCUCUGAGGAAGGUGGAUACUUCAUUGGCAAUUUGCAACCUGCUCACAUGGACUUCAGGUUUUUCACACUUGGAAAUCUUUGGACCAUCAUAUCUUCUUUAGGCACAACAAAACAGAAUAGGGGCAUUUUGAAUUUAAUAGAGGACAAAUGGGACGAUCUUGUCGCUCAAAUGCCUCUCAAGAUAUGUUAUCCUGCCCUGGAGAGUGAUGAAUGGAGCAUAAUCACUGGUAGUGACCCUAAGAACACCCCGUGGUCAUAUCACAAUGGGGGAUCAUGGCCAACACUUCUCUGGCUGUUCACUUUAGCCUGCAUCAAGAUGGGACGGCCUGAUUUGGCGCAGAAGGCCAUUGAUGCGGCAGAGAGAAGACUUCCUGUAGAUGGAUGGCCCGAGUAUUAUGAUACUCGAAAUGGAAAGUUUAUAGGGAAGCAGUCCCGGCUUAGGCAAACGUGGACAAUUGCUGGCUUGCUGACCUCGAAGAUGCUUUUAGAGAAUCCAGAGAAGGCAUCCUUGCUGUUCUGGGAGGAGGAUUUUGAAGUCCUUCAGUCUUGUGUCUGCAUGCUCAAAAAGAGUGGGAGAAGCAAGUGUUCCCGUUUCGGUUCAAGAUCUCGAUUUGCUGUCUAAUGGGAAGCAGUGCCUGUUUUACCCUGCAUGUUCACCUCUCUUCAGUCUGUCUAGCGGCCACCCACGGCCGCCCCUUGGAUUAAAAAUAGUUGAUUUAAGUUAGAGUUCACACCUUAACACUAAAUCUCUUCCAUUUAUUAUCAAAGAUCAUAGAAUUGUUCUAAGCCUGUUGUCUUGUUAUUUGAUGACAACGGCUAGGUUGGUCAUGUAACUUAUGUUGUAUCAAUUAGCUAUGCAGACAAAAUUCCAUUCAGAUGCUCAUCUUUUAAGGAGAUCCGACUGAUUGUUUAUAUGUAGUUGAAAUGUUAAACGUUAUCUUUCGUCA